UGGACUCGUUGGAUUUGACCGGUGCCUUUAACCUGAGCCGAGAAGCUUGUGCAUAUAUUUAAUCAUUUCACAAUGUUUUUAAAACAUGCGGCACCAGUUUGCGAAUGUUGCAGAAAACGGGUAGAGGACUGCUUGCCUUGCUGUUGAUAGUGUUGGAGUGGACCCGGCCAGGCCUUCUGUCCCCGCUGAGGCCAAUCUGUGACCUGAGGGUCCUGAACCAUUUCAUUCAAGAAGCAAGAGACGCAGAAGUCGCUAUGAAGUCAUGUAGAGAAGGGUGUAGCCUGUUGGACUCUGUCACUGUUCCCCAAACCAGAGUUGACUUUGACGUCUGGGAGAAGAAAAAUGCGUUGGAGCAGGCCCAGGAGGUGCAGUCCGGCUUGUGGCUUUUACAGCAGGCCCUCAGCUCGCUACGGAGCUCGGUCACCAACACAGCACUGCACAACCACAUAGAUAACUCCAUUAGAAACCUGCUCAGCAUCAAUGCUGUGCUGCGUAGUCUCAACAUCCAGGAAUUUACCCCACCAGCAAGUGCAGCGGGGCUCGAGGGAACAUGGAGGGUGUCCUCGGCAACAGAUCUGCUCCAAGUCCAUGUCAAUUUCUUGCGAGGCAAAGUGCGCCUCCUCCUUCUGGAUGCACAGGCUUGUCAGCAAGAUGUCAGCUGAUCAUCUGAUCAACCGACUCCAGGCGAAGCUAAUUUGUGUUUCCAAAGGCAAGAGGAGGGACUUGACACUGUUGACCUGCGCCCUGGCUGGUGGAAGCGGUGCGGAAAGAAAAGACACAGCCAUCCUCACACAGGAGGAGGAAGCAGAAAGGAAAGGACGGUCCGAGCUGGGCUGUGGAUGGACAGGAGAUGAUUGCACCUUGGAAUGUAGAUGUGACACAUGGACAUGGUGAAGCACACACAGACCAAAAUGAGGCCUUUGGGAAGCACUGCUCCAAUAGCUGUUUUACUGGCACUCUCUUGCACUUUGUGUGUGGAUGUACUUUUGCGUGUGUGUGUGUGUGAGGUAAGACUGCAAGUUUAAAUCUGCACGUAGUGUGUGUGCGUGUGUUUGUUUCCAGUGCGUUUGACCCCUACACUCAUCUCUUCAGAGUGAAUUAUGGAGUGAAACACCCAGAAAAUAUUGAUUGCACCUGGAAAUUGGAGGACUGUGAAGUUGCGACAGGGUAUCCCAUUUCAAAUAGUCAAAAAUGAAUGAGUCCUCACCCCACAAGUCUUUUAACAUUUUUCAACUAUGCCUCACAGAAAAAAAACUAGUCUCUUCUCUUGGAUUUUUUUUUUCAAUGAAUAUUUUAAUAUAUUUUUAAAAGUUGUGUAAUUACUAUUUAUACAGAUUUUCUACUUUAAAGCUCAAGUCUUUGUAUUUUUUAGUGUUGGAUCUUUAGGAUUUUAGCUGGGCUCUCCUUACCCUGUUCUCUUGUGUAACACUGAACACAUUUGCAGAGGUGUUUGCCGACAUCGUUUGCAAUGGCACGCUGCUGUCUUCCUUUUUAUAAAGAUUGUAUGUUACCGACUAGCUGUUACAGUUUCACACGGCAUGUUCCUUCCCAACAACGCAACAAAAGACUACAAAGUUGAUGCAGAAGCUCAGUUACAGUGAAGCAAGAGGGAGCAAGAGGUCAGCGAGGAGGGUUACAUGAGAACUGUGAAGCGGUUCCGUCAUUAUCUGUGUCUUUGUUGCUUCCUAACCUACACUCAACCAGU
This is a messenger RNA of Toxotes jaculatrix (banded archerfish), 1705 nucleotides long. It is a transcript of the gene epoa, whose product is annotated as erythropoietin a. The transcript has 5 exons. Gene Ontology annotation, cellular component: extracellular region. Gene Ontology annotation, molecular function: cytokine activity; hormone activity; erythropoietin receptor binding. NCBI's taxonomy places the organism in Eukaryota, Metazoa, Chordata, Actinopteri, Toxotidae. The record is from RefSeq and is a predicted model, not a curated record. Gene Ontology annotation, biological process: nucleate erythrocyte development. Bases 105 to 662 code for a protein of 185 amino acids.